Coturnix japonica (Japanese quail) is the source of this 3069-nucleotide messenger RNA. The record is from RefSeq and is a predicted model, not a curated record. Lineage: Eukaryota; Metazoa; Chordata; Aves; Galliformes; Phasianidae.
UGGUGGCACCAGGCCGUGAGCUUAGUGACGGGUGUGCUCUGCCUGGGUAUGCCUGAGGCCACCGGGGUAAUCAAUUGACCAGAGAGGUGCCUCUGUUCACACCAGGGUCAGCCAAGGAGGAGAUGGAGCCCCAGAAGCCAUUAAAUCCUGACUGCUUUGUGGCCACCGAGCAGCAGCAACCACAGGAUGGUUUGGAAGAAGCUGCCAGCACCAGAGAUGUGGCAACCCCCAAGAAGUCCUCCACACCAAGCAGGACCUCUACGUCCAGUAGAGCCUCCAAAUCCAGCAGGACCUCUACAUCCAGCAGGAUUUCUGUAUCCAGCAGAGCCUCCACAUCCAGUAGGAUUUCUGUGUCCAGCAGAGCCUCCACAUCCAGCAGGACCUCCAGAGCUAGCAGGAUCUCCAGGAAGUCAACCCAGCAGUGCAUGAUCCUGAUGGCUGAGACAUACCCACCCAGGCAGGAGGUGCGCAGGACAGGCGUGCCAAAAGUGGAUAAAGCAAUUCAGACCCCUCACUCCUUUGAUGCAUCACUCAACAAACGGCACACUCGGCUCAAGAAGAAAACUAAAAGAAAAGAUGUGAUCAGCAACCAGAAUCAGCUGCGAGCCUCAAGGGACAGCAGUACCAUGGAGAUCUUCCCCCAGGCAGUGGAGAACAGAACUCCCAGCCUCCCUAAGGUCACAUCCCAGCACAGGAAAAGCAAGGUCAUAUCCAACACAUGUGUGGAUCCUGAUGAGGAAGGGUGGGAGGACCAGGAUGUGCUGGAGGUGGAAGGGGAUGAGGCUGAUGUCCACAGUCCAGGCACUGACAUGGAGAACAGCCAGGGGAUUUGCCCUGCAAAGGAGACUCAGGAGGGGCUGAAACACACUCAGGCUCACAGUGAGCAUGGAGGCACUGCCCUAACCCAGACACGGUAUCAGGCUGAUGUCCACAAUCCAGGCACUGCCAUGGAGGACAGCCAGGGGAUUUGCCCUGCAGAGAAGGAGACUCAGGAGGGGCUAAAACACACUCAGGCUCACAGUGAGCAUGGAGGCACUGCCCUAACCCAGACAUUAGGCAAAGAGGUGAAACGGAUCCCACAUCUGGAGGCUGGUGGAAGCUUUCACAAGGAAGGCAAGCAGGUUGAUGAAGGAGAGCUGAAGUCUCACCCAGCCCCUAUAGGGAUGCAUUUAGUGGACGUUGAUCGCCAGCAGGCACUGAGGGAUGUGUCUGUGGAAGGGGAUGCAGCCAACAGUCAGGAUCCCAACUCCAGUGUGGGCACUGGGGAGGUCAUCUUAUACAAAGAGGAGCUGCAGCAGAUCGCCAGACACGCUGCAGGUGGCAGAGUCUUCAGGGAUAGUCAGGACGCUGACCCUGCAAAGGAGCUGGAUCCUGCUGCUGUGAAUGCAUCUCUUGUAGGAGAUGAGGAAAACAUUCAAGACCUUGAGUCCAUCCUGGAUCCCACAGCCAGCAAAGUUCACCCGAGCAGCCAGGGGAUACACGAAGCCUUGAGACAUGUGGAAGCUGUGAAGAGGAAUCUGAGUAAAUCCACAAAGGCGGCGAAGAAGGUCCAGCAAACACCCCUGGGAGAAGAGGACAAGGAUGAUGUCAGUAGUGAGGGUUCCAUCCUGGCUGCCCUGAACAUCCACUCAGCCCUGGAGGAGCUGAACGAGGCACAAAUGGAUGAGAAAGCUGCUCUUGCUCCUGGCCAUGUUCCCCAAACCCAUGUAGGAAAGAAGCUUCCACGAAAGAAGAAAGUGUUAAAUCCCCUUGAGAUAGAUACAGCCAUUGAACUCCCAGAGACUCCUCAGACAAGAGUUGAGAGUGAAACAGUGAAGAACAUGACAAAGCAACAACAGAAAGAUUCUCCAGCUCUCCUACACCAGCCAUUUAGAGGUAGAUGCAUUGACACUGGCAGCAAGGAACAACCUCCUCAAAUCCCUGUUGAUUAUAGUUCAUUGUUUCCAAAAGAACAUAAGACAGACCUGGAUGGCAAUAUUAACCUUCAGCACCUGGAAGUGCUUGCUAAGCAACUGGGGAUUAGCUUUGAUGGGCAAGAGACACAAAAGAAGCUGGUGUGUGCAGAUGCCGAUGGAGACAAAGCAAUGAAUUACUCUGACUUUCUGACCGCCAUUACUGACCAGAAUUGUUUUAUCCAGACAGUAUUCCCUGACCAAAAUGACUCAGACAAUGUCAAUCACGUCGAUGCCAGAGAAGUCCUCCUCCUCAAAGUCUUGCUGAAGCUGGUGGAGUUGGAAGCUCUGCCCCCGAGAACUCUAUUUCAGAUUUCCAGUUACUAUAAGCAGAAGUUUGAGGACUGCGCUGGUGAGGAAGCCUGGACACAUGCUGAUUUCCUCGUGAGUCACAAAAAGAACAACAACAAAAACACUAAAGUUCUGGUUUGUCCUUUACCCCUUGCAAAUCUUGCCCGCAUCACAAUGAUGAAGGAAAAAGAGGCAACAGCUUAUUUGGAACAACUCAAAGAUCACAUGCCUGAUCCAAACAGCCCCUAUGCUGAGGUACCCGUCUUCCCACUGAUUUCUAAACAAGAUGCAAACACACUGGUGAAGCCAAAAAAAGAUAUGCAAAAGCAGACGAUGCAAAGAAAGAAACAGCCAGUCGCUUCAAAGGCUGCAGCCAAGGCUUCUGCUCAGAACAGCAAGAAGAAAUGCUCCUCUGGUAACAACUCAGAGCACCCAAACAAGCAGCGUCGGCCACCAAGAGCCAGUGACCCACAGGCGGCCCAACGCUACAGGAACAACCUGGUCCUCCGCAAGCACGCCAGCCUGCUCAAGCUGUGGCAGAAGAUCCACGGGGCUCAGAUCGGCCGGCAGUCGGGCAGCAGGCGUUUCUACCACACCUUCUCCACUUAUUCCUGGUCCUGGAAUGCGUGUCGAGAGCUGGUGACAGCUGAGGAGCUACAGGCACAUGACUGGUAUUGCCGCUUCCUGCCAGCCACCAGGCAGCCACCGUGGAAGAAGUGGAUGUUUUAAGGCACCAGCUGGAUGCUGGAUGGGGUUUGUUUGGACCAGACUUGCUAUCACCCUUCCUCCUGGCGUUCGAAAUGUUAAAUAAAAGCUGGGAAAGGUG